Molecule: messenger RNA, 1313 nt
Organism: Blepharisma stoltei
Lineage: Eukaryota; Ciliophora; Heterotrichea; Heterotrichida; Blepharismidae
Source: the annotation of a GenBank genome assembly
AUGAAUAUUGGCAUUUAUAAAAAAGUCCUCAGUAGGGCUCCAAAAACACAGAUUUAUGAAAUUUUAAGCGAAAUUGAUACAAUUAUCAGUGAUUGUGACGGAGUAAUGGUAUGGUAAUGCAGUAUGCAGGCACCAGAAGUUUACCUUAUGUACAAGAAACCUAUAAGCUCUUAACUCCCCCCCCCCUCCGUGAGCGAACAAAAAAAUUUUGUUCGCUCACGGAGGGGGGUUAAAUUUUUUUUUUAAAAAAAAAUUUAUAUAUAAAUUUUAUAAAAAAUAUUUUUUUCGAAAUUUAAAAAAAUCCUAAUUUGCAAAAAUUGGGAAGCAAAUAUUAAUUUAAUUUGCAAAUUUUAUUUUUUAAAACGCAAUUUGUUUAAAAUUAAACAGAAUUAGCUCUAGAUUUCAUUAUACUAAUUAUCACUUAUAUAUCAAAAUUUUUUUCCAUUAAAAUUUUUUCUAUUAAAAAAUUUUUGUUCACUCACGGAGGGUGGGUUUUUGGUCAAAAAAUGGCGAUUUUUCUAAUGGUUUUGUUCGCUCACGGAGGGGGGGGGGGAGUAAGAGACAUGGGAAAACAAUUUUUUUUUUACUCAAAUUCAUCGACAAAGACUAGAAAAGAUAUCAGUUUGAAGCUAGAAAGUAUUGGGAUUAAAACAGAGGUUAAAAAUGUUUUUACAGCCUCUUAUGUAAUGGCACAUUAUGUUGCGAAUUAUCAUCCUUAUAUAAAGAAAGUUUAUGCGAUAGGCGAAGAAGGACUUUAUCACGACUUGAGGGAAAAAGGAAUAAAUGUAAUUGAAGGAAACCAGCAUAAUCACGGGAUUCUGAAGUGGGACUUCUUGAAUGAAAUUCAUAUGGAUGAUGAUAUAGGAGCUAUAGUGAUGGGAUAUGACGCAAAUUUUAAUUAUUUGAAAUUGGCUAUAACUGGUGUUCUUCUAUCAAGGCCUCAAUGUUUAUUUUUGGCAACAAAUUCUGAUGACUAUGACCUAAUUGAUGGGCAUAAGCACCCGGAAACUGGAGCUUUUAUUGCUUCUAUUGAAGAAUUCACUAAAAGAAGCCCUGAUGUCGUUGUCGGUAAGCCUAAUCCAAUUAUGUUUAAUAUUCUCCGCGAAAGGCAUCCAGAAAUCAGACCAGAAAAGACAUUGAUGAUAGGUGAUAGACUAGACACUGACAUGUCUUUUGCUAGAAACAGCGGACUGAAAAAGAUGUUGACAUUUUCAGGGGUAACUCAGGUAAAAGAGCUUGAAUCUUUAUUGCCAACUGAUAUUGAUUACUUUAUUCACUAUUUGGGUAUGCUAUAUGAGGGUUUAAAACUUUAA